Molecule: messenger RNA, 3687 nt
Organism: Nymphaea colorata (pocket water lily)
Lineage: Eukaryota; Viridiplantae; Streptophyta; Magnoliopsida; Nymphaeales; Nymphaeaceae
Exons: 1
Coding region: 1151-2845 (564 amino acids)
Biological process (GO): positive regulation of growth
Source: RefSeq, a predicted model, not a curated record
AGUAAACCUUUGCUCGAAGCCUCGAACUUAUAGUGCUUAAUCGCGUUUACCUCACGUCUUCUUCAGUCAGAGCGAAGAAGAUUCAAAGCGAGGCACGAGCGAUUUCGACUUGCUUCAUCGCCAGCAGAUGGCUCGUUGCUUCGAAAUGAAUUAUGCGGCUGCAGCUGGCAUCAGCUGCUACCGCCAUGAAAAUUUCAUGAUGGAUGGUUUCUUAAAGAAAGAAAAUUAAUGAAGAAACGAGAAAGAGAGAGAGGGAGGCGCGCUCAAAUGGGGGGAAGUAUGAACGGUUCAGUGAUGGGAUGUGGGAACGUGGUGCGCGCGCAGGACGACGACGAGGACGAGGGCUACGGGGGAUGAGGAGUGAGGAGGACGUGUCUUCUUCUUCUAGUCACGCGACGCGGUCGGCUUUCCUCUCCCUCUCUCCUCGUGGUCUCCCUCUCCGUCUCCUUUCACUCCGCUUUUGUCUGCUUUCCUCCCCUCGCUACAGGGAUUGGUCGCUCUCUCUUCCCCCACCUCCUUUUACCCCCACCUUCUCUCCCUCUCUCUCUUUAAGUGGGUGCACUCCUUCGUUCCCCCUCCUCUCUCUCUGUCCUUAUCUGAUCUUGUUACCUUCAUUCUGCUCUUCUGUAAACCCGUUCUGUCUUCUUUUUUUUUUGUGGAGCUACUCCUUGUUCCGGGACAGGGUUCUCUACUGACUCUACCCCUUGCUUCUGUUCUUCUUCCUCUUGGUUCUUGGUUUCUACUUUCUCGUAUGUCAUCAUCUCUUUUCUCGAGGAGUUUUGUGGGUUAAAUCGUGCUUGGAGCUCGAAGUUGCUUGUUUUGUAACCGGCGGGUUUGAUCUUGGCGUUUUUUUCUCUUGUUUAACUCCGGAAAUUUUUGCUGCCGUUUCCCGUUCGUCUGUUACCAUCUAACCUGGAGGUCGAGCUCGAGGUGGAGCUCGUCUUCUUUUAGGGGUCUUUGCUUGGUAGCUGCCAAGAACUUUUGUUGCAACGGCAGGAAGGGAAGCAAGGUUUUUCGGGAUGAUUGGCCGGAAGAAGUUUGGCCGCGGUGGUUGUGAUCCGAGUUCAGGUGAGCUAAUAAUCCCCCUGGUUGAUGCUCAAUUUUGAAUCUUUUGGUCUUAAGCAGAAGUUUUCGAGGUGGGGAGGAAGGAAUGGUCACGGAGGCGUCCUGGUUCCGCCUCGCCGGGCUCAAUCAUGUGGCUAGCGCUCUAAGAACGCCGUGGAAGAAGAGGCAUGGCGGAGAGAAGGCGGUCGUCGGAGUGCUGGCCUUUGAGGUGGCCAGCCUCAUGUCCAAGAUCGUCCAUCUCUGGAACUCCUUGUCGGAGAAGCAGAUCGUUGGGCUCAGGGACGAGCUGCUGGCCCUAGAAGGCGUCAAGAAGCUCGUCUCUGAAAAUGAGGAGUAUCUCUUAGGCCUCGCCUGUGCUGAGAUGAUCGAUAAUUUGGCGUUUGUAGUUCGAUCAAUCUCCUUGCUAGGGAAGAAGUGUACCGACGUCGCCCUACAGGGGUUCGAGCACGUCUUCGAUGAUCUCGUCAAGAAUGGUGUCGAUCUCUGCAACUGGGAGUACACAUUGAAGAAGAUGGAGAAGAAGGCGAAGAAGAUGGAAAGGCUGAUUUCUCUCACGGCUAACCUCUACCAAGAAUUGGAGGUCCUGUCCGAGCUCGAACAAGGAACGCGGAGGACGCCGGGAAUGGAUGAUCCCAACAGGGGAAACACGCCCGAGUGCCAGAGGAAGGUUCAGUGGCAGAGGCAAGUGGUCAAGUAUUUGAAGGAGAGCUCAUUAUGGAACAAGACCUUUGACGUGAUCGUGAAGCUUCUGGCGAGGUCGGCCGUGACGACUCUGAUGAGGAUCAGGGAGGUAUUUGGACUCGGCGACUACAAUCUCCUGAAUCCUUUUCUCGCUUCGAGAUCAGAUGAUCCUCUAGCCUCCGGUUCAUAUCAUCGCAGUGUCUCUGUGUCUGCAAUAGCGCCAUUGUGGUUCUCUUCAGAGAUCAAUUGGGCAAGGUUUUCUUCCGGCCCUCUCGGAAAGGCGGUCGCGAGAUCCGGGCCGCUGCCUGGUUCCAGGUUGAGUGUUGAGCAGCAGCAUCGCAACCAGAAGGAACACAGAUAUUUCUUUAGUCCUGCGACCAAGAAUCUUGCUCCAAGCAGACCUUUCAGAGGGUGUGUUAGUGGGGGGAUCGAUACCUUGUCGAUGGCCAGUGAUUGUGGGAGUCCCCUUCCCAAUGCUAGAGCUUGCAAUGGCUCUCAGGUUAGAGAGAAAGAUGGCCAUUUUGGCUUCCAGAGCACGGGUAAUUGCCUUUCUAUCUUCAGUUCCAAGAGGAAGUUGCUGAGCCCUCCUCCAUCGAGUCUUGGUGGUGCUGCUCUUGCGCUGCACUAUGCAAAUGUUAUUAUUCUGAUAGAGAAAAUGGCGCAAUCCCCACAUCUGAUAGGGCCGGACGCAAGGAACGAUCUGUACAGCAUGCUUCCCUCAAGCGUAAGAGUUUCUCUGAGGUCGAGGCUAAAAUCUUAUGCCAACAAUCUGAUCACCUCGGUGUAUGAUCCUCCUCUUGCUGCAGAGUGGCGGGACGCUUUGGCGAGGAUAAUAGGAUGGCUGGCGCCACUGGCUCACAACAUGAUCAAGUGGCAGUCGGAACGCAGCUUUGAGCAACAACAUAUUUGUUCCAAGACAAAUGUUCUGCUUCUGCAGACGCUCUAUUUUGCAGAUAAGGAGAAGACUGAGUCUGCCAUUACUGAGCUUCUUGUUGGUUUGAAUUAUCUUUGGAGGUUUCAGAGGGAACUAAAUGCAAAAGCUUUGAUAGAGUGCAUGAGCAAUGGAAGCUUUGAUGACACCAUGGACUCGAAGGCAUAAUGAGUUCCGCAGUUUGAAAAGUCUUGAGUUUAAAGGGUUUGCCUCGUUUUGUCAUCUUCCACUUUGUUUUCCAAAAGCUGCAUUACAUUGGCCCUGAUGAAGCUUCUGCAGUUACUUGGAUGAUAAAAUUGUUCUGUGAGAACUGCUAGAAGCUCCAACACGCGACUGGCUCUUUCUUCCUACUAUAGAGGGGUUGAGCACAGAGCCAUUGAAGUUGAAUAUGUUCCUUGGUUAACCGCCAAGGAGGGCCGGACACUGUAUCAUAAAAUGAUUUGUUUGUCGUUGUGAAUAGCCAACAAAUCACUUGGAGAUGUGUUUUAGGAUCUGUGACGUGAAUUGACGUCCAAAAUUUGAAGGGGGGUUUGAGGAAAGAAUUUUCAUCCUGGUAGCUGCACAUAGACGUACUGUUAAGAGUGGGAAAGACGAAGAAAAGUGUUCUUCUGGGGCAACUGAUCUCGAUGGUAUGAAAUGAAACACGUUGUACCGUAAGAGCGAGAAAGAUGAACAAGAGUAUGCUUCUAGAGCAACUCUGCUUGUCUGCUGAUCUCGAUGGGAUGAAAUGAAACAAGCCACAAUCCGAGUUUUCCUGUCAACUUUUGCCCAUUACUUUGGCAGGCUUAGUCCCUGUCAGUUGCAGAUUAUGCUUGAAUUCAUAGUUUCUAGCUCCAACUGCCAUGAUUGUAAAAGAAUUGCGUUGCUCAAAUUUGUUGAUUCACUGGAAAGUUCGUUACAUUAAAGAAAAGAAUUUCUUUCUGAUUACAAAGUAGUAAGAACAUGUUCUCAAGGCUCUAUGAUUGUCUUGUUUUUCUUCAAUAUACUGCAGUUGCAGAUUACUACAAAAA